This is a messenger RNA of Suhomyces tanzawaensis NRRL Y-17324, 1190 nucleotides long. RefSeq lists its product as uncharacterized. Bases 22 to 1077 code for a protein of 351 amino acids. Gene Ontology annotation, biological process: mitochondrial respiratory chain complex I assembly. Gene Ontology annotation, cellular component: mitochondrion. NCBI's taxonomy places the organism in Eukaryota, Fungi, Ascomycota, Pichiomycetes, Serinales, Debaryomycetaceae. The record is from RefSeq and is a predicted model, not a curated record. The transcript has a single exon.
CCACUGUUCCACAUCUCAAGCAUGAUGAUAAAGAGACACCUCGCCACUUCAGCCGAGAACAUUGCUAAGCAGCAGUUUAACGUGUUUGACAGGUCGGCCAAGCUCUUGCAAAGAUCCAGGACUCCCAAGCUCAACCCCGAGCUCUCGAGAAAGAAAGAAUACUUGAGAGAUGAAGUGGCCCUCAAGACAAUUGAAAGAUUGGCAUUUAUAACUCGUGAUUUCACUCGUGUGCUAGACUUCGGGUCCCACCUGGGUAACUUCCUCAAGAACUUGUGUAUAGACACUCCUGUGCCUCCAGGAGGCGACUAUGCUGAUGUUGAAAUGACCAAACAACUCAACAAUGACAAGGGCUUGAUCAGAAACAAAAUAAAAGAACUUGUGAUGGUGGACUCGUCUUCUGAUAUACUCAACCGUGAUAUCAACGAGCUGUUCUUGUCUAACUUCGAAGGGAAAGUUACCAGAAACGUGGUGGACGAAGAAACAUUUGAGCACCCAUGUCUUGAAGAAUCGAACCAGUACGAUGCAGUGAUAUCAAAUUUGUCAUUGCACUGGAUUAAUGAUCUUCCCACAGCAUUGUCGAACAUCAACAGGGUGUUGAAGCCCGAUGGGUUAUUCAUGGGAACAUUAUUUGGAGGGGAUACACUUUACGAAUUGAGAACAUCAUUACAAUUAGCGGAAUUGGAAAGAAAUGGAGGUAUGUCUCCCAGAGUCUCGCCUUUGGUGCAUUUGAACGAUGUUGGCUCCUUGUUGAACAGAGCUGGAUUCAACAUGUUGACCAUAGAUGCCGAAGAUAUCGUUGUUGGCGGAUUCCCCGAUGUGGCCGCAUUAUGCGAGGACUUACAGGCCAUGGGAGAACAAAAUUCGGUUUUGUCUAGAGCAGGCUAUUUACCUAGAGAUGUGUUGUUGGCUGCCAACGAAAUCUAUAAAAGUUUGCAUGGAGAAAAGGACGAUCAGGGCCAGGUGACCUUGCCUGCCACCUUCAAUGUCAUUUUCAUGAUUGGAUGGAAGAAGAGUGAGAAUCAACCAAAGCCUUUGGCCAGGGGUACGGGACAAAUUAAUUUGAAAGAUGUAUUGUGAUCUAAAUCGCAUACAUUACAGGUAAGAUAAAGCUGGUCUUUCCGACAAGAGGAACCCGCCAAUGCCAAUGCGCGCCUCAGUGUAAAUAUGGAGAUAGAUAAUGCAGUUCAAGG